This is a messenger RNA of Necator americanus (New World hookworm), 1308 nucleotides long. RefSeq lists its product as uncharacterized. The transcript is spliced from 10 exons. The record is from RefSeq and is a predicted model, not a curated record. Lineage: Eukaryota; Metazoa; Nematoda; Chromadorea; Rhabditida; Ancylostomatidae. Bases 1 to 1308 code for a protein of 435 amino acids.
AUGGAUCGUCGAGGAACCGCUAAAGCUAAUGCAAAUGCUGACACCAAGCCACGUAAUGAAUCCAAGUGUGGAGGAAAUCAGGUCAUCAUGCAUGCGACGAGAUCGACAAAAACCAGCAGAAGAGGAAAUGAAACCGAAUCCGACUCAGAAUAUGUAAGCACAGUCGAAACAAAUGAUGUCACGGUCACAGGAAGAAAUAUCGCCACAACAGAAUCCCAAUUCCCACCACCUAUCCAAGAAAUGUUGCUACAGAAAGGCUCGACUACAGGUAGUCGGGGAAGUCGUAGCGGAACAUCCACAUCAGUUGUGGAUAGUCAUCAAUAUCAAAUAGAUCCAGAGACUACCGUAACUCACACUACGAUAACAUUUUCCGAUAAUGAUAGCAUAGGGUCAGAAGUGUCAAAACCAACUUGUGGAGCUAAACAGGAAACGACACCAAAGAGCGUACCCAAGAUGGUUGUACCAAACGCUAGCGUACCAGUGAUGAGCCCGCUUCUUUUGCGGGUUAACCCACUUCAAAGAGGUAUCACAGCACGUCUGUCUGGCCAACAUCUAUCAACACCGAAAAAUCGAGUGGUGUUUUGGAAAUCCGAAAAAGGGUGCUCGGCUCGAUAUCGACUAGCACCCUCAGGCGAAACACCAGUACAAUGCACAUUUACGAUGCCAGUUUUCCUCGCUCGUGUUGCAACGAUUCAACACAUCAUAAACACUCCUGUAGUCAAUGUAUCAGCAUUUUGCUUGCCACCAAGACAAAAAGUCAUAAAGCAAGAGAUUUCGAGGAAAACUGCAUACGCUCAUCUAAUGCUACCACCUCAAGGUCCACUAUAUGCAGAAAUCCUCAGACCUUUGUGGGAAACGAUCACAUUUACGAUAGCAUAUGGAAAACAUGUGGCCGUUGAGUACCUCAUACCUAAACUUUCUGCGCUCAAAGUCCAACUUAUUAAAUGUGAUAAACAAAAGGUUAAAGAAGUGGACUCGAAGAUUCUAUACAGAAAAGUAAAACAGCAAAAGAUUGAAAUAUGGAAAACCGCUAAACCUCAUCAAAUAAUCCUCACCACAGUGGAGAAAACUGAUCCACAACUUGUGAAGCGUGUACGACUCGAACAGAAUCCAUUAUUUGAUCGGUUCCCGCCAAGUUGCAAUGUUGCCGAAGUCGACAUGUAUACGACAGAGCAGACUACGUACAAAACGCAGACUAGUGGAAAAGAGUCCACACAAGUUGAAAAACACUCUUACGUCGAUCACCAGCUAAUUCAAAAAUGGGAAAACACAGUACAUGUGGAGCAUCGACGACGUCGGAUCAAUUAG